UGGAUUCGAAAGAUGAUAAAGAUCUAACUAAAGAAGUCUUAUCUUUGAUGAAGAACAACGGAAUCAGUCAGACUCUACUUGACGGAUUUGAGAGAGAUCCUGGGUUUCCUAAGUUUUGUACAGAAUUGACUAAGCAGCGAUGGACAUAAAAUCUAAGAUUCCUGACCAAAACCUGAUCUAUAAAUUGGUAGGUAAGGUCCAGAGCUAUGAAAGAAAGAUUUGAAAGAUGAUUGCUCCUUAUAGAAGAACUAUAGAUUUCGAUUUUACCAAGAAAGAGCAGAAACUUGAUCUCAGAAUUUUGGCUAUUUCAUCCCAGAUAUUAAGAAUUCUUUAUUCAAACUUUAAGCCAGAUUCUUCAAAUUCUUGGAACCUUGAGAAGCAAGGUGAUUAUCAAUGCUUGAGAGUUUAUUCAAAAUUUAAAAUGCCAAAAUUUACAGAAGUAAAAAUAUUUACUUACAAAAAGAGACAGAAAAUAUUGAAUUCAUUUAUGGAAGAGUCACUUCCAAAUGAAAUUCAAGAGCUUAAGUUCAUUCGCUCAAAGGGUGACAUCCAUAAUAGAAACUUGGAGAAAAUAGGGAAAUACUUCAAAGGCUUAAGGCUAGUACUUCCUCGAGUUAUUUCGAAUGUGUCUAUUAGCAGAUUUGACAUUUCUAAAAAACAGCUCCAGUCUAUCUUCUAUCUGAGCAAAGGAGCAAAAGGACUCACAUUUAACUGGUGAAAAUUAGAUUUGAUCACUGUUCCAAAUUUAGGCAAAUCAGCCAAACAAUGCAGGAUCGAACAGCUUAUAAUUUAUGGCUGAGGUUUAGAAUUUUUAUGCAACUGGAAUGAGAAUUCCAGCCAUUUUAGUAACUUGGUUUGAGGUCUGUCUCAAACUGAAUGGGCUCAUUCAAGCUUGAAAAAGAUCUUUCUGAACAAUAAUAACUUGCAUCAACAAGAAAUUGUUGAUACUCUUAAAGAGUAUCAGCUUAACCAUCUCAAAUUUAAUUAGUCAUUUAAUCUUCAACACAUUACCAA
This is a messenger RNA of Moneuplotes crassus, 1014 nucleotides long. Lineage: Eukaryota; Ciliophora; Spirotrichea; Euplotida; Euplotidae. The record is from the annotation of a GenBank genome assembly.